AUCUAAGGUGGUAAAGGCCAAUGAUUCUCCAGGCCGCCUCUCCUAGAAAAGUCAUCUUCUCGCGAACCUUUGAAAUUCCUGCCUUCCGAGGCACCUCAAGGGACUCAGACUGACUGCCUCAUUUGUCUUUUUCCUCCUUGCCAAAGUCCCGUUUGCCACCAUGGGGAUGUACCAAGUGAGACGAAGUAGGGGGACCGAGUGGUGACCGGCACGUUGGUUACCGGCUGCUGCCCACCUUGGCACUAGCAAACUUCUAGCAAGAUCGGUACUGAGUACUAAGCAACCUCUACACUUCCCCCUGGCGCCGUUCCAGGGCUGGCGCCACAUUCCCCGGUGGGCGCGCAAUGGCCGGGCCCCCUCCCGCUGCGGACGGGUCUUUUGGUACAUGCAGUCCGAGGUCGCCAUGGAUCGGAUGAAGAAGAUCAAGCGGCAGCUGUCGAUGACACUCCGAGGGGGCCGAGGUGUGGACAAGACCAAUGGUGCCCCCGAACAGAUAGGCCUGGAUGAGAGUGGGGGUGGCGGUGGCAGUGACCUUGGAGAGGUGCCCACUCGUGCCGCUCCUGGGGAACCUCGCUCCGGACGGGGCCCACUCAGCUCUGCACCAGAGAUUGUACAUGAGGACUUGAAGAUGGGGUCUGAUGGGGAGAGUGACCAGGCUUCAGCCACGUCCUCGGAUGAGGUGCAGUCGCCAGUGAGGGUGCGCAUGCGCAACCAUCCCCCACGCAAGAUCUCCACCGAGGACAUCAACAAGCGCCUGUCACUCCCAGCCGACAUCCGGCUGCCUGAGGGCUACCUUGAGAAGUUGACCCUCAACAGCCCCAUCUUCGACAAGCCCCUCAGCCGCCGCCUCCGCCGCGUCAGCUUGUCUGAGAUUGGCUUUGGGAAACUGGAGACGUACAUCAAGCUGGACAAGCUGGGUGAGGGUACCUAUGCCACCGUCUACAAAGGCAAAAGCAAGCUCACAGACAACCUUGUGGCACUCAAGGAGAUCAGACUGGAACACGAAGAAGGGGCUCCCUGCACCGCCAUCCGGGAAGUGUCCCUGCUCAAGGACCUCAAACAUGCCAACAUUGUCACGCUACAUGACAUUAUCCACACGGAGAAGUCCCUCACCCUUGUCUUUGAGUACCUGGACAAGGACCUGAAGCAGUACCUGGAUGACUGUGGGAACGUCAUCAACAUGCACAACGUGAAACUGUUCCUGUUCCAGCUGCUUCGUGGCCUGGCCUACUGCCACCGGCAGAAGGUGCUACACCGAGACCUCAAGCCCCAAAACCUGCUCAUCAACGAGAGAGGAGAACUGAAGCUGGCAGAUUUUGGCCUGGCCCGAGCUAAGUCGAUUCCAACGAAGACCUACUCCAAUGAGGUGGUGACACUGUGGUACCGACCCCCUGACAUUCUGCUUGGGUCCACGGACUACUCUACCCAGAUUGACAUGUGGGGUGUGGGCUGCAUCUUCUAUGAGAUGGCCACAGGCCGGCCCCUCUUCCCAGGCUCCACUGUGGAGGAACAGCUGCACUUCAUCUUCCGCAUCUUGGGAACCCCAACCGAGGAGACGUGGCCAGGCAUUCUAUCCAACGAAGAGUUCAAGACAUACAACUACCCCAAGUAUCGAGCCGAGGCCCUUUUGAGCCAUGCACCCCGGUCCCCUUGUCCUUGCUGUAGACUUGACAGCGAUGGGGCUGACCUCCUCAACAAGCUGCUGCAGUUUGAAGGUCGCAAUCGGAUCUCCGCAGAGGACGCCAUGAAACAUCCAUUCUUCCUCAGUCUGGGGGAGCGGAUCCACAAACUUCCUGACACUACUUCCAUAUUUGCACUAAAGGAGAUCCAGCUACAAAAGGAGGCCAGCCUUCGGUCUUCAUCAAUGCCUGACUCAGGCAGGCCAGCUUUCCGCGUGGUGGACACCGAGUUCUAAGCUGAGUUCUAAGCCACAGACCGAGGCCCCAGCAGGCAGCAGCUGGAGGGAUGCCACUCCCCUCACAGGGCAGCCCCCAGCCGCAUCCUCCUCGCUUGCUGCCUGCCUACCUGCCUGACUCAUGCUCGCCUGCCCACAUGUUCCCGCUGCCUGUCCGAACACCCGACCAUUGGCCUGUCAGCCCACCCAUUGGCCUGUCUGCUGGGUGCUAACAAAGCUCUCAUCGCUCCUUC
Messenger RNA from Neogale vison (American mink), 2148 nucleotides. RefSeq names its product cyclin dependent kinase 16 (gene CDK16). The record is from RefSeq and is a predicted model, not a curated record. The transcript has 16 exons. Gene Ontology annotation, cellular component: synaptic vesicle; cytoplasm; nucleus. NCBI's taxonomy places the organism in Eukaryota, Metazoa, Chordata, Mammalia, Carnivora, Mustelidae. Gene Ontology annotation, biological process: exocytosis; neuron projection development; protein phosphorylation. Gene Ontology annotation, molecular function: ATP binding; protein kinase activity. The coding region runs from base 386 to 1915 and encodes 509 amino acids.